AUGCCCCACAAGGGUCCUAGUGCCACCCCACGAAGGAAAAAACGAGGGGAUCCGCUCACCUCCUCCCCUACAGUGGCAGACAUGUUCGCGGCUUCCAACACCACCCAGGCCGCACAAGAUGGCCGCCGGACGGGCACACGAGACUCCCCACCUACAGGCACAGACAGGGGACAGCCCGGACAGACUGGCGACACCACCACGCAAAUCCUCCAGCAGUUAACAGAGGUAAAAAUGUUUCUGGAGGGGGAGAUCACACGCAGCACCCUAAACAUUAAGGCAGAGAUCCAGGCCCUGGGCGCCCGCACGGCAGAACUAGAACAGCGCAUGGAAACACUAGUACAAGGCCACAACUCUGUAAUAAAACACUCCACAUCCCUGAAUCAGCACCUUAGUGAAUUAGAAAUGCAAGUGGAGGACCUCUCCAAUCGCACCAGGCGAAACAACCUCCGAGUCAGGGGAUAGCCGGAAGCACCACAGGAAGGCCCCUUGGCGCCCAUUAUGGAGGCAUACUUCAGCAACCUACUACCAGAAAUACCCAAGGCUCGGUGGGCGAUGGACCGGGCACACAGGGCUCUGCGUGCCCGGCGCCCGAACACAGAUGCGCCACGGGACAUAAUAAUAUGCUUCCAUUACUUUUCAACUAAGGAAGCUCUAUUGAGACACAAUAGACACCAUGACUUCACCUAUAAGGGCAAAUCCAUAUCCCUAUUCCAGGACCUGGCCCCGAGCACGCUGCAAAAACGGAGGGAGUGGAGGCCAUUGACGGAUAUACUACUGCAAAAUGAAAUCCGCUUCACCUGGGGCCACCCUUUUAAAAUUGUGGCCUUCAAAGCGGGGAAGACAAUCACCUACCUACCGGGAGGAGACCUAAGAAAAAUUCCUCCGGGAUCUGGACAUCACACCGCCGCGAGAGUUCGCUCUACCGGGACCGGCUCGACCGGUUCUCACACCCCUCCCAAGGGACUGGUACACGGUCACAGCACAAGCGGAGAGAGAGACCUGAAACCUGCAGCUGGACUAAACGGCCAUGAGGCUCAAGGCAGCAAGCUCCACACGCCGGAUAGAUAA
Molecule: messenger RNA, 1068 nt
Organism: Pelobates cultripes (western spadefoot toad)
Lineage: Eukaryota; Metazoa; Chordata; Amphibia; Anura; Pelobatidae
Source: the annotation of a GenBank genome assembly